GCGCCCUCCUCAUCCUCGCCUGCGCGGCUUCCUGACGAGCAGCAUGACGGCCAGGGAGGAGAUGGGUGAAGAGAAGUCCAAAGGCAAGAUGUUAUCCCCGGAAUUUGGGAUCGACAAGUCACGGUUGCACAGCUCCGGGUUUCGCUCCAAAGGCUUCGCCAUCACCGACCUGCUGGGCCUGGAGUCGGACCUGCAGGUGCGACAGCCGCCCGCGGGGGCCCCGGGCCCAGGCCUACCGGCGGCGGGCCCCCUUUCCGGAGUGGGGCCUUGGAUAGUCUGCAGGAGGUUUUAUUGCCUCGGGUCAAUCCAACCACUGUUUAAACGUGAUUAUAUCAGAGUUUGUGAACGAAAUAAAAAAGGACAAAGGUGCAGUGAGACGGUGCGCGUCUGUUGUGACGAGCAGGUGUGUUGUCUCUGUGCAGAUGAGGAGGGUUUGUCGGACAGAAACGACUCCAGCAGCUCCGGAAACUCUCAGAAGAGGAAGAAGCGGAGACACAGGACGGUGUUCACCUCCCACCAGCUGGAGGAGCUGGAGAAAGCUUUCCACGAAGCCCACUACCCCGACGUCUACGCCCGAGAGAUGCUCGCCAUGAAGACCGAGCUGCCGGAGGACCGGAUACAGGUGUGGUUUCAGAACCGACGGGCCAAGUGGCGUAAGCGUGAGAAGUGCUGGGGUCACAGCAGCGUCAUGGCGGAGUACGGUCUGUACGGGGCGAUGGUGCGACAUUCUAUUCCGCUGCCCGAGUCCAUCCUCAACUCCGCCAAGAACGGCAUGAUGGGAUCCUGUGCUCCCUGGCUGCUCGGAAUGCACAAGAAGUCUCUAGAAGUAGUCAAAAAGUGUUCCAGCAACCUGGAGUCAGAUUCGACUCACUGCGACUCAUUCUAUGAGGCUUCGGAGCGACGGGGCGGCCGCAGUGAGGCCCGUGAGCCGGAGCAUGAAGGAGGGGGGGAGGAUGAACUGCUGGAGGAGGAGGAAAUGGAGGGGGAGGUGGCCAUCGACCUGUCCAGCUCCUCCAAACAGCAGCAGCAGGAUGUGGAGGGCAGAGACUCAGUAAAACCUGCCUCCUCACCACGACAACAGAGUGGCAGCGAGUCGGAUGAACACAGCUGAAGGUCGUAGGGGUCAAACACCAUCAGAAUGAAGAUGUGGUGACAGCUCUGAUCAAAGUGCACAGACAUUUGAUUGGCUCUUCUGUCGGUGAACACAGCCAAUGAGUGAAUAGACAUUUUGUUACUAUGCAAAGUUUUUAGUCCAUAGAAAAUGUUAGCACGCUAAAAUAUUUAUGCUAAUGUUGUUUACUGGUAAUGUAAAAUGAAACAUCAUCGUGCUACUAUUUUAGCAUGCUAAAUAUAAUUAUACAUAUUUGUAUAUGUACAUUUAUACAUAUAAAUAGGCUGAAACAUAACUGUUACAUUUAAGUGUUAGGAUGUUAACAUCUGAUACUGAAACCAAUGAAGUUUAGUGACAAAAGUACUUAAAUGUUGAAUAUUUGUCAGUUAUUUCAGGGUUUCCAAACAAUGAAGCUACUCUGCUAAAAACAUUUUCAGCUUCGCUCAAUCAAAUCGGGCUAAUCGGGCAGCUGGCCACGCGCCCCUGGCCACGCGCCCCUGGCCACGCGCCCCUGGUGCUAUGCUAACAUAGCAAGGAACACCACCGCUACCACAGUCAGACUGUCUCUGUGGAAUUGGACCAGUCGAGGAUUUUCUGACAGAUGUGUGAACUGUUUGAGGAGGAUGUCAAUGGGGACGUCUGUGUGUUUUUAAUGUAUUGUACUGACAGUGAGUUUUAUAGCCAUGUUUUUUUGAAAAGAAGAGGCAAGUUAAUGUUUUACUGGUGUUGGCUUCUGUGUGUUUUAUAAUUUGUCAAGCACUGAUCAGCCUGACUGGGCUCUGCCAAUGAAUGUAAUGUAAAUGUAAUAUUUAACAAAGUCUGUUUAUUAUUAUCAAAUGUCGCCAGCAGCAGGUUCGGUGGGGGGGCGAAUAAAAAAGUAUUUUUGGAAUCACUGGGGCUUUUAUUUUUGUCAUUUAUCAUUAUCAGCACAACCCAAACAGGGUUUAAUAUAUUGAUUUAGGUUUGAUAAAUGUGACUAAUUAGAAUGAAUGAGCAUUAGUCAGGCUAAAUAAUCUUUGUUAUGGCCUAGUGCCACAGCUUCAUUGCCUGAAAGGGAAAAUUGUAGUGUCACUUUUUAGUGAUUACUGCCAAUAUUAAAAUUAAAUCCUUUAGUGAAAUUAAAUUGAUAGUGAUAUUUCACAACCAAGCAAAUCAGGCAACUGCCCAGCGGCUCCAGAAGUCCAACGUUCACUCUAUAUAAUCUGGAUGUAGACAUAGAAAUUUACACCACUGAAACUGAGUAUUACCUCCAGCAGAUCCUCCAUCCUCCAUGUUGUGGCUCUGGUCUUUGAUGGACCCUGAACUAUUAUCAAGUUCAUAUAAUUUCAAGUUGUGUUUUAUCAAAUAGUUUUAAUUGUGUGUGAGUGCGUGUGUGUCAAGUAAUCAGACAAAACAAGGUAAGGUCAUACUGCACAGAUGUGUGAUGCACUGUCCCCUAGCCUCCUGUUUCACUACCUUCUUUUUCAGAGGGCCAAUGGUAUCAAGUGUAUUACGCAGGAAGGCUGCAGUACUAU
Messenger RNA from Monopterus albus (swamp eel), 2625 nucleotides. It is a transcript of the gene vsx1, whose product is annotated as visual system homeobox 1 homolog, chx10-like. Gene Ontology annotation, cellular component: nucleus. Gene Ontology annotation, biological process: regulation of transcription by RNA polymerase II. The record is from RefSeq and is a predicted model, not a curated record. Gene Ontology annotation, molecular function: sequence-specific double-stranded DNA binding; DNA-binding transcription factor activity, RNA polymerase II-specific. Lineage: Eukaryota; Metazoa; Chordata; Actinopteri; Synbranchiformes; Synbranchidae. The coding region runs from base 44 to 1111 and encodes 355 amino acids. The transcript is spliced from 5 exons.